Prorocentrum cordatum is the source of this 2255-nucleotide messenger RNA. The record is from the annotation of a GenBank genome assembly. Lineage: Eukaryota; Dinophyceae; Prorocentrales; Prorocentraceae.
GGGCUUCGCCCGGGCUCGAUCUGACCAUUUCUUUCGGACUGCAGCUAGUUUGGACCAGUCACGCAAGCGCGCCGUCGCUGAUGGGUGCAGGUUUGGUUGCGGCAGUCUGUAGGUGUUAUGUCGUCGCCCGCCAUGCCAGGCGACUAUCGCGAGCAUUUGCGGGAAAUUUUGUCGACGCGUCCUGACAUCAAACCUGCUGAGAUGUUCUCCGUGCUUCAAUCGGCCGGUUUCUCAGAUAUCUGAAGGCUGCCAUCAAGCAUGCUAUGGCCAAGGCAAGACGGCUCGAUGGAGGGGGCCAUGCCGAUGUUGGAGUCACAUCUGAAGGAGCCAGUGAGCUGCCUGGCUACGUUCAUGGCUCCUCAGUCGUAGGUGCGCUUGUGGAGAUCCGGGGGCUGGAGAGCAAGCCAGAGUUGAACGGGCUGACGGCUCGGAUACUGUUUUUCGACUUGGACUCGGGUGCAUAUGCCGUAGAACUAGUGGAGGCCAAUGGGGCUGACCUUUCUGGAACGGAACAGCGCGCACCUGUGCAGCUGAAGCUCGUGGCAGAGGCGUGCCAUGUUCUCCCAGACGGUGAUGACAGGAUGCCCUCGCCUGGGUUGGUGGAUGCAGCAGGGGUCUCCUCGAUUCCAGACUGCCAGACACCGAGAGCAAGGACCGCGCGGCAUUUCUUAUUCGAAUGGGUUAUCUGUAUUCCGCUGAGAUGUUUUUGAACGCUCAUCCAGAAGUGGAUCUCAAGCGGGCAUGGACCGCGAAGGCUGCGGAAGGCGUGGCACACGAAAUCAUAUGCGAACCCACGUCUGGGAUUCCCAGCAUGAAGCUAGUUGAUGUGCCAGGGAAGGGUCUUGGGUUCGUGGCUCAGCGCAGUAUCAAGCCAGGCGAGGUGGUACUUGUGGACACGGUUUUUGCAGUCGUGAACCACACCAACGACGACGACGAAAAUUUGGAUAUGGCGGAAGAGAUUAUGCGCCGUUCGAAAUUGACUGAGUCUCACCGCCAAUGCUUCGAGCAGAAAGUUGACGUGCUGAGCUGCCCCAGCACGAGGCAGUCGCACUUUCAGACGCGGGCCAUGAGCAGAGGGCUUCCCGAUCACUUCGCCAGGUUGGCGAACAUAUCAGAAGCUAAUGCGUUUUCACAUCGGGGGGAUCUGGCAGAGAAGCCAACGUCUCUUCAAAUGAGACCGAUGCCCACGUCUUUCGCGCUCUUGCCGGUGGGCGCUCGAUUCAACCACAGCUGCCGUCCGAACGCUCUGAUGCGCAUGGGGAGCGAUACGGCCGCGACGGUACCCGGAUCGCAAAGCCGUGCCGUCUCUGGGGUGGCCUAUUGGACAGCGGUACGCCCGAUCCAGGCGGGCGAGGAGGUGACGGGGGGGUAUGUUCCAGGUCGGCGGAUUCUCUGGCAGUCCGGACGGAGAAGCUGGCCGCUCGGGGCUUCGUUUGCUGCUGCCCGCGAUGCGACGAGGAGAGGAGGCUGGAUCCCAACACAACAAUAUCCUGCAAGUGCGGUCAAACGCACUGGCAGUUUCAAGAGGACGGCGAUAUGCGACUGGCGCAUUCUUCAAUCGCAUCCUCGGCAGCCCAUGGCUCUUGCCAGGCUUGCAACUUUAAGUACGACCGUGCCGAGGUGCUGCAGCGGUACCAGAAGGCAGAAGCGAUCGCUGCUCACAUGAGCAGUGGUGCAGCAGCGAAUGAUGAUCCCCGCCAGCUCUUGAUGAUUCUCCUGGAUGCACAAGGCGCCACGCAGGGUAUCUUCCAUCCUGAAAAUUAUCUGGUGAACGUGAUUAUCGUAACUCACAUCUCGUCCUGCCAAAUGAUGUGCGCAACCCGCGAUUUGGGCUUGAGUCGAAAAUCUAAGGUGCAGGCAAUGCAGGAUUUCAUUGCUUCUCGGCUACUCUUGAUCAAAUGGUACGAACGUGUCUGCGGGAUCCAAGACGAACCAGAUAGUGUCCCUUGCAUGUACGAAUACGCCGAGAUGUACUACCGGCUCGUGGGGGUGAUCCAGAAGUAUCCCGAUCUUUCUGGACUAUCAAAAGCAGAGAUUAAGCAGUACCGGACGAAACUCGAAUGGAUAUGUCAAGUGCUGUAUGGUCAACCAGGUUUUCCCGAUUCUGAAGCGAAGUUGAUACAGAUAGGUUAGGUGGGCUGCGUCUUUAUUGUAUGAGCAUCUGCAGGAUGAGUGUUGACGUCCACGCUGCAUCGCUUCAGAGCUCGCGAUCUGCGCCAACUGAACACCCCCCAAGGAGAAACUAUCGCCAUUCC